AUGCCGACGAAAACGACAUCUGCCGAUAUAACAGACGCGCCAGACACGCACCAUCGACGUGUAGCAUCCGCAGACGCAGAGCCCAACGAAUCGUUUGGAAGUCAUCUCGAUGUUGAAUCGCGUAAUGCACCAACGGGCGAGCUACAGCCGCUGCUAACGCUAGUACACGCCCACUCGCGCAAGGUGUAUUUCAGUGGCUAUCUCGCCCAGCGUACGGUGCAGAACGCCGACGGGAAGCCACUCAAGACGGGCGACAGCCGCGGUGAGCUGCAGGGAGUGUUCGUCAAGUUGAUUGGUAAUGUCCUCAAUGUGUGGAUGCGCAAGGGUAUGGAGUCGGCUGCCGCUGCAGGUCAAGCGAUUCCGCCGAAUUACAUCAACAUCUCAGACAGCCACACUGAACUCGUCGGAAGCAUUCUCGUCGCCGUGCCGCCCCCCGAGUACCAGCGCACCGUCGAUCACGUCUUUGCGCUCAACUACGCCGGUCUGAACAGACAGGAGUACGUGGCGCAGGACAAGCACACGCUGCACACAGUCGUCACUGCUAUUCGUCUCUCGGCCUGGGAGAAGAAGCGGUUGGAAGAGCUCUACACAGGACACCUCCUGCGCAUCCUCCAGAGAAGCAACUUGCCCGGCAACUCCGGCAGACAGCCCUUCAUAGAACCUCACUCCCCGCUCGUAAAGGGCAAGAUGGAGGGGUGGGUCAAGGUUCGUUUCAGUGGCACAGCCAAGUGGCAGCGAUACUGGCUUGUGUUAACCAAUUACCGUCCCUCUGAGCGGAAGAAAUCCUUCUUCGGUGGAUCAAAUUCAAACACUGCCACCAGCUCACAGUCUCACUCACACAGACACGCUUUUCCCUCACCGCCUAACUACAGCGCCAUCGCAUCCUUUUACGCCCAGAAGAACGUUAAGAGCAGCACAAGACCCAUCUACACCAUGACUCUCGCCACGCAAGCCUAUGCGAUAUUUCCCGAACGCACGGAGCUAAUUUCGCACUCGGGGCUGAUGAAGAUAGACGGCAGAUUGGAAAAUGGAGAGGAGAAUGGCUACGUAGACCAGCUAGGCCAGUCAGUGCAGCGCGAAGAUGGGUGGUGUCUGCUCAUGCCGGAUGUCGGUGAAAAGCGCAAGAGCAAAGCGCGCAGCAGCACGGGGAGCAGUUUAACCAACACCAACUCUAGUGCCACCUCAAGCAUGUCCUCCUCGCACACCUGGAGCGAGAUGUUGAACUGGCUGGUCGGGAUACACGACAGCUUCCACUUGUACGGCCGACCUAAGGCGUACAGCUUCGACCCGCGCGAUCCGCGCUCGCUCUUUUUCGCCUACCCAAUCGGCCCACAGCGUGGACGGCUGUUUCUCGACAUGGAUCUGGCGCGUGGGGCGGAUGUGCAUGAGAAGAGGGGGUUCAAGGUACGUUCGAACCUGCUCGCGAUCCUGCACGAUCGCAUGCUGCCGCCAUCGCAGCAAGGAAACAGGGGCAAAGCGGCCAGCGACGACAGCAGCGACGGCGUUCCAUCUACCCGCCCUGUCUCACUGCAACCAGGCGGGCAAGUGUCGCCGGAUAAGAUGAAGACUAGGUUGGCCCGCCCACCUAGCAUUCCCUCUAUUGGCGCAGGCGGUAACGGCGUUGACGGUGUCAAUGCAUUCAGUGAACCCCUGCUGGCUGGACACAGCGGUGCGAGCGAACACAGCCUCAAGGAGCACACUAGGGAUAGCGAAAAUGACACGCUCUUACCAGAAAAUAGGAGCUAUCAUAGCUACAGAAGCUACACAAGCAACAAACGUAACACACACAACAAUACCUUGCAUACGGACACCUCCCCCAGCCUCCCACGGAUUGAGCCCCUCGGGCCAAUUGGCAUGGGUGAAGGUGGACAAGUUUAUGGCGACGUGGGCAGUGCAGAAGCAGGAAAUAUGCACAACACAGGCAGCAAAUCAACCGCCUCCACAGCCAUUCCCAGUUUCCAUGGUGUCUUUGCGCGCGAUCGGGUGAGCGAGAGCGAGAGCGAGAACGGGGGUGAAAUUGAGAGGGAUGAACUUGAGGGUGACGUUGGUCAAUCUGGUCAAUUUGCUCAAGUAGUGGACACGGGCGCGGGAGCUCACGAUCGUGAGGCUGGCGUCAGAACACCCUUCAGUUCCAUCUCAACAGGAUCGCUCCAAACGCCUGCCAGUACUGGGACUAAUGGCACGGGAAGUGUAGAAGAACAGACUGCGCGCGCUGCACAGGAGCUACGUCGCAAAUUGUCUCUAGGAGGGAGUGAUAGUGAUGAGCUUGAUGACGGCGGUGGUUUACUUCCACCUUCACACUCACACUCAGUUUCACACUCACACGCCCCUCACUCCCGCCAGAGCAUCAAUAGCGCGGCUUUCGAUCAACACGUAAUCCCUUACCCAAUCCACACGAAUCACUCAGGCUACUCAAAUCAUCAGCCUUACGAAAACCACACAAACUACUCCAUCCCCAAUACACCCUAUUCAGAAGGCUUGCCGAGCGUACAAAGCGUGCAAAGUGCUUAUAACGACGGCUCUAUUGCAUCCAAGUACUCACAGAACACAUACAACGACUACUCGGAUUACGAUGAUUACGACAGCGACGACGAAGGUGGAGGUGGCAAACGUAGAGGCGAAGCAAACACAGAUGUUGAUUUUGAUCUGAAUGUCAACCCGACGUCACUAAACGCAUCUGCAAACGCCUCAACAUCAGACCAGUACCUUAACCGCACUCAGCCAUUGGAGGUGGAAGAUAACGAAAGGACGCCGCACAUGCCCUCGCGACCACCACCAAUUCUCUCCUCACCAGUUCCCCCCUCGCCUCCGGCUCCUCCCGCACCUAAGCCAGCCAGUCUUCAGGCAGGCUCGCCUGUGUCGCCCAUAGCUAGAAGCAAUACGUCGCACGUGUCGUACAGCAGACCACCUUCGCUCCGCCACUCCCACUCUCACUCUCACGCUCAAGGCCACACGCGCACGCUUUCCCACACUGGCUCUCAACUCCCUCAUUCGCCGCUCGGCCGGGAGGGGAGUGUGUAUGGGGUGCAGGAUAAUCGCGCGUAUCCCCACCCUAGCUCACUCUCGUCUUCCCAUUCGCACUCUCACUCUCACUCUCAAUUUAACCCUCACCCUAACCCUUACGCACACUCACAUUCACGCUCGCAUACGCGUCAAAUGUCUCCUCCGCCGCAGAUGUCUCCUCCUAUGCAAAACAUGCAAAACACGCAGAGCGCGCCGGGCAUACCGAACAUGAUGCCGAGCAUGCAGAUGCCAAUGGGAAUGGGAAUGCAGAUGCCGAUGGGGAUGGGUGUCCCUAGUAACACGCAAAGUGCGCCUGGUAGUAUGCAAGGUAUGCAAGGUAUGCAGGGCAUGCCACCAAUGGAUCCAAGCGCAAUGGGUAAUCAGGCAAGUAUCACUGCCUUCUUCCAGGCGAUGAUGGCUGCGCAGCAAGCCUUCCAGCAGUCCAUGUGGCAGUACCACCAGCAGCAGCAAGGCGGUGCAGUUGCAGGUGCAGGCGUUCAUCGCAGUCCUUCUCAGAGUAUGAGCAUGAACAUGACAAUGUCCCCUUCGCAACCUAUGGCCAUGUCCCCUCAAUCACCGUACUCACAGUAUUCACAAAUGUCGCCCCAGUCUUCGUACCCCCACCAUCUAACACCUUCGCCUCAAAAUCAUAAUCACAACCACCACAACCAGUUUGGAAGCCCUGAUAUGCACUCCCAAUCAUACCAAAGCUUCUACACUCAUUCGCCCCAGAAUUGA
Molecule: messenger RNA, 3741 nt
Organism: Wallemia ichthyophaga EXF-994
Lineage: Eukaryota; Fungi; Basidiomycota; Wallemiomycetes; Wallemiales; Wallemiaceae
Product: Protein SKG3
Exons: 3
Coding region: 1-3741 (1246 amino acids)
Source: RefSeq, a predicted model, not a curated record